AUGCCAAGCUCGGCGCUCGAGCGAUUAGCGUUCGGGGGUGCUGAUGACAUCGAUUGGGGCGAUGUAGACGAAGUUGGCGCGCACCUGGGGACGCGUACGUCAGAACUUAGCCAUGAGAGUGCUGCAGUUGCGACGCGGCGGGACGCAGCACGACAGAGGCGCUCGGCGUCGACAAGCGCGUCGAACGGUCUGCCGUACGACGAGAGCGAUGUCUUGGUACUCAUUAGAAGUUUGCGUCGGUGGACAAUCGAAACGGGAACCGCAAGCGAGGAUAGUGGACAGGCGAAGACGGACGCGGAGUGGUUGCGUUCACUGACGACUGGAACAACGCUGUGUCGCGUCGCGGAGCGGAUCAGUGGACGCGCGAUCGCCGGGGUUUUCAUGCGCCCAAAAACGACGGGAACGAUGGAAGCGAAUGUACGUCGGGGGAUUGAACGCUUGCGGGAGAUGAGGGGUAUGUCGAGUAGGUUUUUGAUUCGCGAGCAGUGGACAGCGGAGGACGUCCUGGGCGCGUUGGAGGACGCGAGAGCACUCGUGGAUGGAUUACCUCCGAGGCCGAAAAAAGGGUGGGUGUCGACGAGGCCGUACGCUCCAGAUGUUGUUGGGUACGAAGCACCGUCUUUUGAGCGUCGAGAGAGGGAUACGUGCGAAAACAUCGAGGAACAGGCGCCGCGGAGGAAACCGUGGGAUGAGCGAGCGUACACACUGAGCGCUCGAUUGAAGACGACGAAGACGGUGGGUGCGGACACGGAGUCAUCACAGCUCAAAUCGUCCAAAGCGCGUCGACGUCACGCAUUUGCGUCGAGACAAACGAACGACGCACCGCCACCGUCGCCGCAGGAAGUGGAAGCGACCGCCUCAGCGGACCCUGCCGAGGCUCUCGAGCUCGCUCAAUGGUUCGCUCGCGUCGACUCGUGGCCCGAAGAAAUUCCUCACGAAUCCGUCGCCGUCGAACGUAUACUUGCGAGGAUGAAACUUGGAGUCAUUCUCUGUGAUGUUGUCGAGCGCUUCACCCGUCGUCGCCUUGCUGGCGUCAACCGCGAUCCCGUUCCGGACGGCGGCGCUGCUCAAAACAACAUUCGGUUAGCCCUGCGCGCGUUGCGCGAAGACCCGAACCUCGCUCGGGCAUCACCCGCGCUCCUGGAGUCCGAGCGUGAUAUCGCUCACGGUGAUUGCCUCGCAUGUUUCGAGAUCGCGCGGGCACUGAAGCGUCGUUUCGCGUCACAAUAG
Ostreococcus tauri is the source of this 1230-nucleotide messenger RNA. Its product is annotated as unnamed product. NCBI's taxonomy places the organism in Eukaryota, Viridiplantae, Chlorophyta, Mamiellophyceae, Mamiellales, Bathycoccaceae. The record is from RefSeq and is a predicted model, not a curated record. The coding region runs from base 1 to 1230 and encodes 409 amino acids. The transcript has a single exon.